GUGCCGGCCAGGUGUAAAGAUACCAACCACCAUGCCUAUUGGAAACAUCUACGUGAUUGCGGCCACCGCUGUCGUCGGUGGUGGUCUGUUCGGUUUCGAUAUCGCCUCCGUGUCGGCCCAGUUGACCGAACCAGCUUACUUGUGUUAUUUCAACCAGGGUCCUGACGGCCCUCCAUUCAAUGACAAGAAGAUCUGCAGUGGUCCGACUUCUCUCCAUCAGGGAGGUAUUACCGCAGCCAUGCCUGCUGGCUCGUGGCUCGGUGCUCUUGUUUCUGGUCCUGUUUCUGACCGUAUUGGCCGUAAAUGGUCUAUCAUUAUCGGUUGUAUUGUUUGGAUGAUUGGAUCGACCCUGACCUGUGCUGCCCAAAACAUUGGUAUGCUUGUGGUCGGUCGUAUCAUCAACGGUUUGGCUGUCGGGUUUGAGUCUGCUCAAGUCCCCGUCUACAUCUCCGAGAUCUCACCCCCGACUCAGCGUGGCCGUUUCGUCGGUCUCCAGCAGUGGGCCAUUACCUGGGGUAUCAUGAUCAUGUACUACAUCUCCUUUGGCUGCUCGUACAUCGGAGGCCAGGACCCCGACAACUACAGCACCGCCUCAUGGCGUAUCCCCUGGGGUCUGCAGAUGCUCCCCGCCGUUUUCCUCGGUUUCGCCAUGACCUUCUUGCCCGAAUCUCCUCGUUGGUUGGCCCGCCAGGAUCGCUGGGAAGAGUGCCAUGGAGUGCUUACUCUCGUCCACGGCAAGGGUGACCCCAAUCAUCCUUUCGUCCAGGUUGAAUUGCAAGACAUCAAGGAAAUGUGCGAGUUUGAGCGCCGCCACGCUAAUGUCACCUACCUUGACCUCUUCAAACCCCACAUGCUCAACCGGACGCUGGUAGCUUACUGGUAUGAACUGUAUGAUGUACUACAUGGCUAUAUCUUUACUAUGGCGGGUUACAACGGCAACGCUGCCCUGUUGGCGUCUUCCAUCCAGUACAUCAUCAACGUUAUCAUGACUCUGCCGGCCUUGGUCUUUAUUGAUCGCGUGGGUCGUCGCAACCUGAUGCUGCUUGGUUCGACUCUCAUGAUGACUUUCAUGUUUGCCAACGCUGGUAUCAUGGGUGCCCACGGUGUCAUCAUUCCUGGUGGUAUUAACGGUGUUAAGGCCGAGUCCAUGAGGGUCUCCGGCGCAGCAGCCAAGGGCCUGAUUGCCUGCACUUAUCUCUUCGUGGCUUCCUAUGCUCCUACUUGGGGUCCCGCUUCAUGGAUCUAUCCACCCGAACUAUUCCCCCUUCGUCUCCGUGGUAAAGGUGUCGCCUUGUCCACAUCGGGUAACUGGGCCUUUAACACUGCAUUGGGUCUCUUUACGCCCGUUGCAUUCGCCAACAUCCGCUACAGGACUUAUAUCAUUUUUGGAGUUUUCAACCUCGCCAUGACCAUCCACGUCUUCUUUGGUUUCCCUGAAACUGCCGGUAAGACUCUUGAAGAGACUGAGGCCAUGUUCGAGGAUCCCAACGGCAUUCCGUAUAUUGGAACCGCGCCAUGGAAGACUGGCGUUUCCUUCAAGCGCAUGGCCGCUAUUGAGAGCGGCGCCCUGGACGUCAAGAGCACUUUGGCAGGUACUAACCUCCACGUUGAGGAGGCUCAUACCGCGCCGGUGACUGAGGAGAAGGCUGUUGAGUCUACUGCUGCUGCUGUUUAA
This is a messenger RNA of Talaromyces stipitatus ATCC 10500, 1675 nucleotides long. RefSeq names its product sugar transporter, putative. Gene Ontology annotation, biological process: carbohydrate transport; transmembrane transport. The record is from RefSeq and is a predicted model, not a curated record. Gene Ontology annotation, cellular component: membrane. The coding region runs from base 32 to 1675 and encodes 547 amino acids. NCBI's taxonomy places the organism in Eukaryota, Fungi, Ascomycota, Eurotiomycetes, Eurotiales, Trichocomaceae. The transcript is spliced from 3 exons. Gene Ontology annotation, molecular function: carbohydrate:proton symporter activity.